AUGUCUCAUGAUAAUCUCCGCAUAAGUAUGAUGUUCCGAACUCCAGAGUUAACCAAGACUGGAUCUCUUGUGAUGGAAUUGAUUGAACGGGAGAUAGUUGCGGUCGCGAGCUUGGCGAAGCCUAGUGUGCCGACGUUCGUGGGUGUAUGCGAAAUCGAUGUGGCUGCGUUGGAGCAGGUUCGGGGGGUGAAGGGACAUGCUGUUAGAGGGGUGACCUGGGAAGGGGAUGAGCUGUGGAAUUGGGGUUCUAUAGGAAAACCCGGUCAGCAGUCGCCGGAGCAUAUUGAUGGCUGGAUGGGUGAUGGUGAUACAGUGGAGAAGGGGUUGGAAGAAUUGACGAUGGAAGAUGGGAAGGGUGAGGUUGAUAUCGAGGGCGAGGGCGAGGAAGAGGGCGGUGUCUCGCUGGAUGCGGAUGAAGUGAACGAAGACGUCCCGAUCCCAGAGCAGCAAUUACAGGAACCUACCACCAAAGAAAUCGAUAUGGCUUUUCACAACGCUUUCCUCUACUGCCUUUACCAACAUAAAAUAGACAUCCCGUCCACACCUGACCAUGGAAUGACAUUUCCCAUCCAAGCAUCCUUUUUGAUAUCCAAUCUGAUAACGCCAUUCCUACCAAUACACUCACCACAACAAUCGCAAUUUUAUAAUAUCAAAAAAACAUCUUGGAAGAACGUGAAGAAAUUCAUCAAGCAUCUUGACAAAGAAGGCUUGGUUAAGGCUAAAGACCGCAACGGCGGUGAGACAAUAAUCUUGGACGCCGAUUUUGAGGCCGCCCAACUUGCCAAUUUUGUUCCCUAUGAGCUUCCCAAAAAGAAUAACUCGGACAAAGCUGCUAAAUCCGUUUCGUUUGGAGGAGAUGACAAAGAUCUCACUGUGGGCCAGUCAUUCACCGUGAAAACACUGUACCGCCCAAGCGGGAAACUUACACCCACCUUAUUUCCGCCGCUAUCAAACAAAGAUGUGAAUAACUACUACACAAGCUCAGAUGUUUCAAAACGCCUAAAUGAUUAUCUCACUGCCCAAGACCCUCCCAUCAUAUCCACCACAAAUCCACGUAUUAUAUCUCUAAAUCCAUUCAUCAGUAACACCAUCCUGUCCUCUUCCCCCGACGACCUCGCAAUUCUCAAACGCGGCACCAUCCAACGCGACGCGAUCCUCCGACGCCUACUUGAAGACCCUUCGCUCUGCGCCCCUUAUCACGCCAUGCUAAAGCCCGGCCAGACCCUCCACGACGUAAAGCCAAAAGCAGGUCCCGGCCCCAAGGUUACCGUGACCAUUGAGCGUCGCACAGGCUCAAAGGUAGUUACCAAGAUAACGGGUUUAGAACCGUUCGGUGCCGCACCGCAGUUGUUGGCGGAUGAGUUGCAGAAGAAAUGUUCGAGUAGUACGAGCGUUUCACAGGCCGUGGGAGCGGCAAAUGGAGUGAUGAGCGUGUUGGUACAGGGCGAUCACCGUAAAGUUGUUGAAGCAGCGCUGGCUAACCGGGGGGUGAAAUCUCAAUGGAUAGAGAUUGUCGAUAAGUCUCACAAAAAGGGAGGGAAAUGA
Histoplasma mississippiense is the source of this 1545-nucleotide messenger RNA. RefSeq lists its product as hypothetical. Gene Ontology annotation, biological process: formation of translation preinitiation complex; translational initiation. Bases 1 to 1545 code for a protein of 514 amino acids. The transcript is spliced from 2 exons. Gene Ontology annotation, molecular function: translation initiation factor activity. NCBI's taxonomy places the organism in Eukaryota, Fungi, Ascomycota, Eurotiomycetes, Onygenales, Ajellomycetaceae. The record is from RefSeq and is a predicted model, not a curated record.